CUGAUGGCCAUUAGACAGAAGGAAACACCUCUGUGCGGAGGGACCAAAAAGAAGUAAAGAGCUGAACAAAGUCACUGAUAGAAAGAAUGAAAGGGGGGCGUUGGGGAGAAAAGGAGAUGUAGCGGAAGGGUCAUUAUUCGGUAAGUGAGCUGAGGGAGAAGCGUUGCGGCUUAUUUGUGCAUACGGCAGGUGGGGUGGAUCGCCUCUUUCUUGAAAGUUCCCUGGGGUCGAGCGUCCUGUGCAACGACAACAUUAAGGAUUACAACGCCGGAUUUUAGAAUCUCGGAAUCUACGAACAUUCUAUGCGUUUGUAAGCAAUGUUUUCCUUCUCUCCCUUCGUGUCAGAUUAUUUCUAGGAGAAAUCCUUCCUCUCCACAAACUUCCCUUAGUACACUCGACUCCCGUCUCUCUCGCCUCCUUACUCCCAUUGCGCCUCGUCAGAUUCCACCCACCAUUGAUACUCUGCUAUCACCAGAGCCAAAGAGGAAAAAUGGUUUCAAGAUAUAUCCUCUCCACCGGAAAUGUCAUGACCGCUGGCGCAGAAGUUAUCCGCAAACCAACCCUCGAGAAGUCGAACACGGAGUUGGUCAACUCUUUGCGCGAAAACUUCAAAGCGGCCUCCUCCCCCGCACUCCCCCCUAGCGCGAGCCCGAACCCCGCAGCGACAAGCGGCCCGGAAAUAAGACUGGCGCCGGAAGAGUGGACAAAACUAGGGUCAGAUGGGGUCUUGUACGUUCCUGCGGAAAGUAGUGAGCCGCACGGACUGGCAGAGGACAGAGAAGAAUACGAUGUGACCGGUAAUUUAAGCCCUCUUUUCGACUUUACCGCGCCGGCCAGGCACACGGGAAUUCAAUUACUGAUCAUUCAUAAGUAAAACUAUUCUACCUCCCGGGAGUCCCGUCCUCUUCCCGCUGCACGCACACCGAAGAGGCCGUACGUCUAGUUUGCAGGGAGCUCGGAAUAUCCUCCAUCGACCUAUUGAUUGUCUCCUUCCCCAACAUCUCCUUCGACGCCGAGGACGAAGACAUAUCCUCGGAGGAAGACGUCAGCGAAUGGGUCCGCACAUACCGUACUCUCGAGAGUCUGCACUCCGCGAAGAAGAUAUCCAAGAUUGGAUUGGCGGAGUUUGGAACCACUAGGUUGUCUCAGUUGCUACCACAGACGAACGUUAAGCCUUCGGUCGACCAGAUCAAUGUUCGGGAUUGCUGUGUCGUGCCCAAGCCCUUGAUACUCUACGCCAAGGAGAGGGGUAUCGAGUUGUUGACUCAUAACGACUGCACGGAUAUCUUGCCCGUUGAUACCUUAAGGCAACUGGUUGUGGAUGAGUUCGGGCUCUUCAAGACUGACGCAAAGCUGGUCCCGCAGUGGGUAGUCAAGUACACGGCUGUUAUUAGGAGUCGAGGUGUUGUGGAGAAUAAAGGGCAAGUCAACUGA
Messenger RNA from Tuber aestivum (summer truffle), 1434 nucleotides. NCBI's taxonomy places the organism in Eukaryota, Fungi, Ascomycota, Pezizomycetes, Pezizales, Tuberaceae. The record is from the annotation of a GenBank genome assembly.